AUGAAGCUCGUUCCAACGAAGUCGUCGCAGGACAUUGGCGAAGAUGCCGUUACCUUGCUGCCCGAAGACUCUGAGGACAUGUGGCACGCCUACAACCUCAUUAGCCCCGGCGACCUUGUCAUGGCUCAUGCCGUGAGAAAGGUCGUCCAAGAGACGAAAACCGGCAGUACCGUUUCUGAGCGAGUGCACACCGUCCUGGCUAUUCAGGUCAAGAGCACCUUCUUCGACCCUAUUGUCGGCCAACUCCAAGUCAGUGGAAUUGUCAAGUCCGAAAACGCCUACGUCAGUCUCGGUCAACACCACACCCUCGACCUCGAGAUCUCGCGCCCCUUCACAAUAAGCAAGCCCGAGGGCUGGGACUCGGUUGCAAAAGAGACAUUGUCCGAGAGUCUGUCCGAUGACAAGGAUGGCGCCAUGGCUGCCGUCGUCAUGCAGGAGGGUAUCGCCAACAUCUGUCUAAUCAGCCAGUUCCGUACCGUUGUCAAGCAACGCAUCGAAAGCAUCAUCCCCAAGAAGCGAAGCGCCGCCUCCGAGACGUCACAGGGCAUGAAGCGCUUCUUUGACAAGACACUCACCGCCCUUCUCCGAACUGUCAACUUCGACCAGCCCAGACCGCUACUGCUCGCUAGCCCAGGAUUCAUCGCCGCCGACUUUAAAAAGUACAUUGCGGACGAGGGACGCGACAAGUCGGACAAGAAGCUGUCGGCGAUUGCCAGGGAGGCCACCGUCAUCCACACAAACUCGGGUCACGUUCACAGUCUCAACGAAGUGCUCAAGAGCCCCGAGAUGGGCACCAAAUUGAAGGAUUUCAAGUUUACCAAAGAAACAAAGUUGAUGGACCAGUUCUUUGACAGAUUGCGACUAGAAGACGGGCGCGCAUGGUACGGAGCAUCAUCAGUCGCCAAGGCUGUUAACGAGGGUGCCAUCGGCCCGGGUGGUGGUGUCCUCAUUAUGAACAACUCCCUCUUCCGCAGCUCCGACAUUCCGACAAGGAAAAAGUAUGUGGCCAUGGUUGACAAGGUCAAGGCAGAUGGUGGUGAGGUCAGAAUUCUCAGCAGCGACCACGAGAGCGGUCAACGACUCGACAUGUUGGGUAGUGUUGCUGCCAUCCUUUCAUAUCCCAUCCACGACCUGGACGACGAGGACGAAGAUGGUGCAGCAACAGGCGGUGAUGCGGGAGAAGAGACGAUUAUAUGA
Colletotrichum truncatum is the source of this 1197-nucleotide messenger RNA. RefSeq names its product translation factor pelota. The record is from RefSeq and is a predicted model, not a curated record. Lineage: Eukaryota; Fungi; Ascomycota; Sordariomycetes; Glomerellales; Glomerellaceae. Gene Ontology annotation, biological process: nuclear-transcribed mRNA catabolic process, no-go decay; nonfunctional rRNA decay; RNA surveillance. Gene Ontology annotation, cellular component: cytoplasm.